Messenger RNA from Lichtheimia ornata, 450 nucleotides. RefSeq lists its product as uncharacterized. The transcript has a single exon. The record is from RefSeq and is a predicted model, not a curated record. Lineage: Eukaryota; Fungi; Mucoromycota; Mucoromycetes; Mucorales; Lichtheimiaceae. The coding region runs from base 1 to 450 and encodes 149 amino acids.
AUGAAAAGAAUGCCAAACCUUGAGUCACUCCCAUUUGCGUUACCAUCCACAGCUUCGAUUGCUGGUCUCGAAUACCCUGCCUCUACUUUGAGACACAGGUCAAACUUGCGUAUCCUGAGCAUCGAUGGCCAUUUCAGCGGUAAUCAAUGUCCACGUGCAUGGAGGGCUGUAGCACGCUUAUCCAAUCUACGUGAACUUUUCAUGCAACUUCGUGGUGCUACGUUGGAUCAGGAAUUUGUUGCCUUCAUUGAAGCACUCGCUCAUGGAUGUCCCGAAUUGAGAGAAUUGAGUUUGGAGUCACCAACCGAAUUUCCAAUUGAGAUCAUAUCCAAUUUUCCUUUGUAUCCCAACCUCCAAAACGUCACUCUCGGUAACCCAAAUUUCUGGGAUGACAGCUUGCUCGAUAUUUUCAAAUGCCCAUCUUUGGAAGCUCUUCGAAUUGCCAAAUAA